Nanorana parkeri is the source of this 1564-nucleotide messenger RNA. It is a transcript of the gene ATG5, whose product is annotated as autophagy related 5. Gene Ontology annotation, cellular component: Atg12-Atg5-Atg16 complex; cytoplasm; phagophore assembly site membrane. The record is from RefSeq and is a predicted model, not a curated record. Lineage: Eukaryota; Metazoa; Chordata; Amphibia; Anura; Dicroglossidae. The transcript has 8 exons. The coding region runs from base 111 to 950 and encodes 279 amino acids. Gene Ontology annotation, biological process: C-terminal protein lipidation; nucleophagy; autophagosome assembly.
GGCUCAGCUGCACCCGGAAGCGUUUGAGAGUACCGGGCAGAAGAAGUGCUGGAAAUUUGGUUCUUCACAGAUUUUUGAAUGACACCUCCUGGUCUAUAUGUGGGAUACAGAUGGCUGGAAGAAUGACAGAUGACAAUGAUGUCCUACGAAAAGUAUGGUAUGGGCGAAUACCGACAUGCUUCACAUUAUAUCAGGAUGAGCUGAAUGAAAGGGAAGCCGAACCCUAUUAUUUACUUUUGCCACGUGUGAGCUACCUUACUCUGGUAACCGAUAAGGUGAAGAAACAUUUUCAGAAAGUUAUGCGGACAGAAGAUAUAAGCGAAAUCUGGUUUGAAUAUGAAGGCAUUCCUCUGAAAUGGCAUUACCCAAUUGGUUUACUUUUUGACCUACAUGCGUCAAACACUUCUUUACCUUGGGGCAUCACCGUCCACUUUAAGAGUUUUCCAUCAAAAGACAUUUUGCGAUGCCAAUCAAAAGAUGUGAUCGAAGCACACUUUAUGUCUUCUGUGAAGGAAGCCGAUGCUUUGAAACACAAAGGCCAAGUUAUUAAUGAAAUGCAGAAGAAGGACCAUAAACAGUUGUGGAUGGGUUUACAGAAUGAUAAAUUUGACCAAUUUUGGGCCAUAAACCGAAAACUUAUGGAGUGUUCCACAGAAGAAGGAGGAUUUCGUUACAUACCUUUUCGGAUAUACCUGGCCAACAGUGACCGUCCUUUUGUACAAAAAUUAUUUCGACCUGUUGCCAGUGAUGGAAAUCUAAACACGUUUGGAGAUUUAAUAAAGGAGGUUUACCCUGCGGCCCUACCACCUGAAGAUGGAGAGAAGAAUUAUCAGGUGAUGAUCCAUGGCAUAGAGCCUAUGCUUGAGACUCCCUUGCAGUGGCUCAGUGAAUAUUUCAGCUAUCCGGACAACUUCCUCCACAUAAGUAUUGUUCCGCAGCCCACUGACUGAAGGACACGUGGAACUUAAGUGGAAGAGACCAUCACAUUUGAAGUGGAUUUUCCUAAGUCAUGUCAAAGCAUGAGUUUUGGUUGACAAAGCCUAAUUGAGCUCUUGUGAGCUGCAAGUGUCCCAUUCAAUCGUUUGCUCUGCAACCACUUGAGCCUGAUUGGAACAAGGAGAUCUGCUUGAGACUACGUGCUGCCUUGUAACUCAGCACACCUUAAUGAUUGGAGAGUCAGUGACGGCACAUGCCUCCUGUUCCUGGUUUAUACUAACAAGUGUGCUGCAUUCUUUUCUACUUGUUUUCAACUGUGUGCCCAAGGUUCAACUUUUUUUUAUUAAAAGGGAAAGUUAUUGGUUUGAUCUGCUGGUUGAUUCAACAUGGAAAAAGCAUUAAAAGAUGUUUAAGAAAAAUGAGAAAUCUAUCUAACAGAAGCUGUGAUGGUGGUGUUCCUGUUUACAAUGUAUCAUAGAAAACUAUAUAACAAAUUUUAGCAGAGCAUGAGUGAGAUUUGUACUCUUGAAAAGACUAUAUUCUUCAAAUCAUAUAUGUUAUGCUGGUGAAGAAGAAAAAAAGAUCUGCUAGGCCAAUGUAAUAUCUCCCAAGAGAAAGCAUUUAGCUG